Molecule: messenger RNA, 838 nt
Organism: Manihot esculenta (cassava)
Lineage: Eukaryota; Viridiplantae; Streptophyta; Magnoliopsida; Malpighiales; Euphorbiaceae
Product: phosphoribosylaminoimidazole-succinocarboxamide synthase, chloroplastic
Exons: 7
Coding region: 81-497 (138 amino acids)
Biological process (GO): 'de novo' IMP biosynthetic process
Cellular component (GO): chloroplast stroma; cytoplasm
Molecular function (GO): phosphoribosylaminoimidazolesuccinocarboxamide synthase activity
Source: RefSeq, a predicted model, not a curated record
AUACCGACUGGACCCUAUAUAUAAUACGUUCCUUUUAAACGACAACGUAGAGCCGUCAGGACCUCGAGAGCGCAGCGAAGAUGACUCCAUGCGUUCUAAAUGAGACGAGUCUCUGGUGGUUUAACAGAACUCAACGCAUUGUAGCAGCUCCUGAUAAAUAUGUUACAAUUGCAAAGAACGCUCAGUUUUUCCUGUUGAAUUUGUUGCAUGUAGCUUUAGAGCAUGGCUUGAUAUUAGUAGACACAAAAUAUGAGUUUGGAAAGGACUCUGAUGGUUCAAUUCUGUUGAUUGAUGAGGUGCAUACACCUGACUCAAGCAGAUAUUGGAUUGCCGCCCAUUCUCAUGAAGAACGCUUUCAGAAUGGUCUUGAACCUCAAAAUGUUGAUAAGGAGCUUUUGCGGUUAUGGUUCAAGGAUCAUUGUGAUCCAUACAAAGAUGAGGUCCUUCCUGAUGCACCUGAAGAACUUGUUUGUGAGCUAGCAUGGAGGAACCAAUAGUUUAUCGGAUAUCCAAAAGUGUUGAACUAGCAUUAUCAUCCUUGAAGUGAUCUAGCCUUUGAAGCUCCAAAUGCUUCUCGGAUUGAGGUUACAGCAGGAAUUCGAGAUAUUUUUCUUUUCUUUUUCUUUUUUCUACCCUAUUUAAGGCAUUCGGUCUCUGGCAUGCUAAUUUCCAGAUGCCAUAGGUUUACGAUUGAGGUGUGCAUAAUAUGCCAAAUUAUUCUGGGUUUAACACGCUCGUGUAACUAAUAAUGGGCUGUCUAUUGUGUCCUUCUCCUCUCAGUGUAUUUUCAUUAAAAAUAGUAAUGGACAAUGCUAUUGAAUAAAUGAAUUUAUUCAUU